Messenger RNA from Pararge aegeria (speckled wood butterfly), 3367 nucleotides. RefSeq names its product LMBR1 domain-containing protein 2 homolog. NCBI's taxonomy places the organism in Eukaryota, Metazoa, Arthropoda, Insecta, Lepidoptera, Nymphalidae. Gene Ontology annotation, cellular component: membrane. The transcript has 10 exons. The record is from RefSeq and is a predicted model, not a curated record. The coding region runs from base 111 to 2165 and encodes 684 amino acids.
UUGAGCAGUUGCAACAAGAGGCAAUGCAAGUGUGGAAAGAAAAACAAAAAACAGCGAAGAACAACGCAUAAGGCAGUGAUCAUAAGUGAAGUGUUAUAGUUAUUAUCAAAAUGGCUUACACACUGUUCGUUAUAGAAAUAAUAUCGGCGUUCGUCCUAGCAGCCACUCUUUUGUACCGAUAUGGGGACUGUUAUAGAAAUCACAUAUUGGUUACCAUGUCUGUGCUUACAGCAUGGUACUUCUCCUUUGUUAUUAUGUUUAUAUUGCCAUUGGAUAUAUCUUCCACAGUGUAUCGGCAGUGCUUAGAUAGUGCACAAGCAGCACUUACCACAACAUCAUUACAAAGUAAUGUUAGCAAUAUAACAAGCACUGAAGCUCCACCUGAAAAUCAUUGUCAAAAACCAUGGAGUUUUGUGCCAGAUGCAGUGUUUCCAAACUUGUGGAGGGUGGUAUACUGGACCUCACAAUGUUUGACUUGGCUCAUCAUGCCAAUGAUGCAAUCAUACAGCAAAGCAGGUGAUUUCACUGUAAAGGGGAAGCUAAAGUCAGCUCUAGUCGAUAACGCCAUUUACUAUGGCUCAUACUUAUUCAUUUGUGGUAUACUCCUAAUAUACAUAGCACUGAAACCAGGAGUGUAUCUUGAUGGACCUAAGAUAAAGGCCAUUGCGUCAUCAGCGAGUAACACGUGGGGUUUAUUCCUAUUGAUCCUUCUUCUAGGGUAUUCUCUGGUUGAAGUACCAAGAAAUUUAUGGAAUAACUCCAAGAAAAAUUAUACUUUAACAUACAGCUACUUCAAAGUAGCCAAAUUAAGUACAGACAAGUGUGAAGCUGAGGAAACUGUAGAUGAAAUAAUAGAGACAUUAAACUCAGUCACUGCAGCCGUGGGUCCAGGCCACCCAUUGCAUAGGCACGUGGAAACUAUAGUGCAAAAGCUACCAAUACAGUUGCGAGAUAAGUUAAACUCACGUGCGCCACCGGAACGACCUACGGCACCGUCUUUCAAAAGUCUCGUAAACUUGCACAAGAAAACGAUCAAAGCGUUGCACGUGCUGCAACGUACGGAAACCCAGUGGGGUUUGAUGUUGGAACGCAUUUUCCACUUGGAAGACGCAGCGUCAAACUCGCGGUCGCCAGACAAGCGUUUUCAGCACACCUUCCACACUCCGCGACCGAGGCUGCAGCGGAUACUCUACCCGCCUAUUGUUGAAUGGUACUGGGAAUGCUUCAUCAAGCAAUACUUCCUAAAGACCAUGGCGGUGGUGACGUGUAUACUGUCGGUAGCCGUCGUGUGGUCCGAGCUCACAUUCUUCUGUAAGAAGCCCGUGCUGUCCAUCUUCGCUAACAUCAACAAUGCUGCAAAGGAUAGCUAUAACUAUGCUGCUAUUGUUUCUGUAUCAACCUUAGUAAUCGCGUACAUGUUUUACUGCGCGUAUUCAACGGUGCUCAAGAUCCGCCUGCUCAACCUGUACUACCUCGCGCCGCACCACCAAACCAACGAGUACAGUCUCAUAUUCUCCGGAAUGAUGGUCUGUCGCCUAACGCCUGCUAUGUGCCUUAACUUCCUCAGCCUCGUGCAUAUGGACUCCCACGUCAUUAAAGAAAGGGUCAGGGAGACCUUUUACACUCAGAUAAUGGGCCACAUGGAUGUUCUCGGUAUAAUCGCGGAGGGGUUCAACAUUUACUUCCCUAUGCUAGUGGUUAUAUUGUGCCUGGCCACAUACCUAUCUUUGGGCAGUCGGCUACUGUCGCUGUGCGGCUUCCAGCAGUUUGUGGGAGACGAUGAGCUCACCACAGACCUAGUGGACGAAGGCAGGGAAAUCAUGAAGCGAGAAAAACGCAAACGACAACGUGCCGAGGAAUCUUUGGCCCGGCGACGCGAUUACAACGAGCGUUUCUCAAACUACAGGUCUGAUAGAGACAAUCAGGAUGGAGCCCGCACCGGGCUCCUCAACGACGUCGACUCAGACUACUACGUCACUCCCAACACCGAUCAAUCUGGCUACAAGCAACCUGACCAGACCUACACCCGACCGGAGCUAAGCAUAGAAGACGAGCUAGACCAGCGGUUCGGGGAUAGCGCCCUGCCUUCAGUGAGAACAGAGUUCGAUGGCAGGAGACGAGAGAAAAUGACUAUGCCACCGAGAGGCCUUUUCGAUGAUAUAUAAACUACAUACUUGUACAGAUCCCACGAUCCAACUUGGCCGGUCUGAGGCUUUCGGAGACUUUCGCGAAUGUACAGAGUCAACAUUGAAUUUCUAGAACUAUAUUAGAACCACUCGUGUUGUUUCAGUCGGGCCAACUUAGAUCGUGCGUACGAUACUACUACGUUUCCAUCCGAUCCGUUAUAGUUAUAGGUACUCGUAAUUAGAUGAGUCGUCUAUUUCCGUGUGUAUAAGAAUAGAUUUAGGAUGCGCAUAUCCAAAAUCUUAGGUGAGCGACAAGUUUGUACAGAGACAUCCCCACCAAUUGCAAUUUUUAAUUUGGCAGUCUUUCGAGAGAGAGUGUGAUUGUUUACGAUUUGCAGUGUUAAAUAAGAUGGUUAACUCAUCGUUGGGUUCGCUUGCAGUGAUUUUCUGCGCUAAAAGUCUUGAUGUCCAAUUUUAUGAAGGUAUACUGACUUUGCUUAAUAAUGUUAACCCAAAUUUGUUAAGGCCGUUGUUAAGAAGACGUUAUAAUGUUCUUUAAAAAUCACGUAGUCUUAAUAAAUCAUCUAGCAUUUUGAUAUUAAUUAGAAAGACGUAUUAAACUGUCUCGGUCGCAGGGUCAUCAACACCUUUCCAUCUUGAUAAACUCAAGGUAAUACUUAUUAGGUUUUUAAAUAAAUAAAACAUUGCAAUAUAAUUAAAUAUAACAAAACAUAAAUGUACUUCUAAUAUUAAUAGUCUUAUAUUCAAUUCACGAAGUCUAUGAUAUUACGUUCUCAUUAGUUACAUAAUACUUAUAUUUAUUUUCAUAAAAAGACAUAUGAUGACAUAACAAACACAUUUUUAUCGUAUUACAUAUAAAUUAAUAAAGUUAAAAAAAAACCACGUCACUGUGUUAGCCUAGCCAUCUUUUAAUUAUAAGUAUACUCAGUAAUGCAUAGAUUAUGUUGCAAGCCAGAUUGUUGAUACUUUGAUGAACAAUAGUCGUUUAAAUAUUUUUAGCCAAAUUUUAUGGAACAAAUUAGAUAUCAUAGACGCGCCAGAUUUAGGCUUAUUAUUCCUGGGCUUCUGAUAUUCUCUAUGGUUUUGACACAUCUUCGUACAAGGACUAACGAUUUUUACGUCACAAACUUAUAAGAGUGAUAAGCUUAAAAAAACACCACCCUGCUUUAAAUUUGUCAUAAUUAAAGGAGCUCGAAUUAUUAUCUAUGAAUAUAAUAAUU